AUGGCGACCAUGACAGAGACAGAGACCGUCACCAGGGUGGCGGUGCAAGCAUCGCUGAGCAAAGAGGAGAUCGCGGACCGUUUGUUCAACGGAACCCUUCACGCCGACUAUGCUCCGGUUGAACAAUUCACGACCAUCGAUGGCUUACUGAAAUCGCAUGCGGCUCAACCGGAUCAAGCACACAAGCCGCUGGUAUGCUAUCCCGCUCGAAAGGCCGACGAUUUCGAGGAACACACGGCCCGGGAUCUCGACCAAUACACAGAUCUUGCUGUAAAAUAUUAUAUGCAGCAGGGGAUAAAGCCAGCGGAUCCAAGUCUGGAUGAAGCGCCAGUCAUUGCAAUGCUCGCCGGAUCGAGCUUUGAAGUUAUCCUCACCUUUUUCGCGCUCAAUCGCCUUGGAUAUGCAGUUUUGUUCCUCUCCACACGUCUCACAGCUCCGGCAUAUAUAAGGUUAUUGAACAUGGUGAACUGCAACGAAAUGAUCAGUUUGGAACAGUACGGGCCAAUCGUGAAAGACAUCGGCGCCGAGAAGUCUGGGUUUACCCGCCGUCGUAUGCUGGCGAGGGAGAAUUGGUUCAACAAGCCCGCUGCCACAGCUCGAUUUGAGCGAUCAGGGGUAGACUUGAACAAAGAGAGCAAAAAGAUAACUUGGAUUUUGCAUUCAUCUGGUAGCACAGGAUUUCCGAAGCCUAUUUUCCUGACCAACUAUCAGACUCUUGCAAAUUGGCGCAAGAGCUUCGGCCUCCGGGUAUUCAACAUCAGUCCAUUAUUCCACUCUCACGCCUUAAUGGAACUCGGGCGAGCUCUUUACACCAGAGCCCCGGCCUAUCUUGGGAAUCAUUCCCUCCCAGUCACAUAUCAGAACCUUUAUGACGCAUUGCAAGUCGCGCAACCUCACCAGAUCAGUGCCGUUCCAUAUGUGAUCAAGUUAUUGUCAGAAAGACCGGAGGGAAUCCAAGAACUAGUCAAGCCAAAGCUCGUGAUUUAUGGUGGGUCUAGCUGCCCUAGCGACCUAGGAGACAGACUUGUUGCACAAGGUGUUAAUCUGAGCGGCAACUAUGGUGCGACUGAAACCGGCCAGAUCAUGACUUCGUUUCGCUAUCCUUCUGAUAUUGAGUGGGAGUAUAUGAGGCUUCAUCGUCCCGUAGCCGACCAUACUCUGAUGGAUGAAAUAUCGCCUGGGGUCUUUGAAUGUGUUGCUUUGGAUGGCCUUCCAAGCAAAGGCCCUUCCAACUCUAAACCGCCAUUUUCGCCGCAAAAUCCAGAAAAUAGCUUUCGCACGUCUGAUCUAUUCACUCGCCACCCCGACCCCAAGAAGAGCAAUUAUUACAAGUAUCUGAGCCGACUCGAUGACAGACUUACCCUUGUUAAUGGGGAGAAGGUUCUUCCAAUACCUAUCGAGGGCCGUAUUCGUCAGGAAGAAUUGGUUGGAGAGUGUGUUGUUUUUGGAAUUCAGCGAACGGUUCCUGGAGCUCUCAUCUUCCGAGCCCCAGGGAAGGCUACUCACCUAAACAAUGAGCAAUUCUUGGAACACAUCUGGCCGGCGGUUGAAGCAGCGAAUGCUCAAGCCGAAACAUUUUCACGCCUUCCAAAGGAGCUGGUUGUGGUCAAGGAUGCAGAUGUUGUGUAUCCUAAAACCGAUAAGGGAACCUGCAUACGUGCUCAAGUCUACCAGGUGUUCGAAGAUGAUAUCAAAAAUGCGUAUGCUGGUUUUGAAGGCACUGAUCAAAAAAAGGGCGACCUUGCCCUCAGCGUACCUGAACUAGAGGAGUGGCUGCUUACAAGAUUUCGAAAGGACUUGGGUGUGCCCCUUGCAAGCCCCGAAACCGACAUAUUUGGAGCUGGCGUGGACAGCUUGCAGACAACCCAAAUUUGGAGAAGCAUCGUGCGUGACCUCGAUCUUGGAGAGAACACGGAAAGUGUCAGUCAAAAUAUUGUAUUCGAAAAAGGAACUGUCAGCGAUCUUGCGAAACAUCUCUACCACUUGCGGACCGGCGAGACCUUUGAACAGGAAAAUGAAUUGAAGGUCAUGGAGGAGCUCAUUGAAAAGUAUUCCCACUUCACCCAACACCACCCCACCAUUCAACAACAGCCUGAACCAGAAGUGGUGAUUGUUACUGGAGCCACUGGUAACUUAGGCGCAUUUGUUGUUGCCGAAAUUGCCAAACGAUCAACUGUUUCUGAGGUCUGGGCUGUCGUCCGAGCAUCAGGACAAGCUUCCGCAGGAGCUCGACUUUGGAAGGCUAUGGCGGACCGCAACAUCUUCCUCACGAACGAAGAGGCAGCUAAAGUGCAUGCCGUUCCUAGCGAUCUCUCGAAGUCCAACCUUGGCUUGGAAGGAUACGUUCUGGAUCACCUCCUGUCUACCACGACCUCUGUCAUCCACAGUGCUUGGGCUGUCAACUUCAACCUGGGAGUUCGAUCGUUCGAGGAACAACACAUCCGGGGAACAUAUAACCUCAUCAAUUUCUGCUUGAGAUCUAAGCUUCCUUCCCCAGCCCGGUUUUUCUUCUGCUCCAGUGUCAGCGCCGCUAGCGCCACCCCCAAGCCAGCCUCCAUUUCGGAAUCUGCCAUUGAAAAGAUCGAGCAUGCCCAGAAAAUCGGCUACGGACGAUCGAAGCUCGUUACGGAGCACAUCACUCGCAAUGCGAUGCGGAAGACUGGCAUGCACGCGCGAGUCUUCCGGGUUGGACAGCUGGGUGGUGACACCGUGACCGCACAAUGGAAUGAGACUGAAGCGAUUGCCCUCAUGUUCCGCAGCACUCUCACAACAGGCGCUUUACCGGAGCUCAAUGAGCGACCGAGUUGGUUGCCUGUGGAUCAAUGUGCUACAGCUAUCUCGGAUCUGGCACUGAACCCCGACAAUGCCAAUUUUUCGGACGCCGACUUGGUGUAUCACUUGGUUAACCCAAAUUCAUUUAGCUGGAAAAAUGAUCUGCUCCCCGCUUUAAAGAAGGGAUGCGCAUUGCCGGAUUUCCAGGUUGUCUCGCCACAGGAGUGGCUCAGGAGACUCGCAAAUAGCGAUCCCAACCCCGAGACGAAUCCCAGUAUCAAGCUUCUAGAUUUCUGGAAGGGGAAGUAUGAGAAUGCUCCGACGCCGAAGUCAGAUGACGAGGAGCCAGCCGGUCUGUUCUUCGAAACUGAUAGUACAAUUCGUGACUGUCCUUCACUCGGUGAUGUCAAAGACCCUGUUGCUGCAGGGCUGAUACAGAGAUACAUCGAAGUAUGGAUGAAGAGUUGGACCCGUGCAUGA
Penicillium waksmanii is the source of this 3252-nucleotide messenger RNA. RefSeq lists its product as uncharacterized. The transcript has 2 exons. Bases 1 to 3252 code for a protein of 1083 amino acids. The record is from RefSeq and is a predicted model, not a curated record. NCBI's taxonomy places the organism in Eukaryota, Fungi, Ascomycota, Eurotiomycetes, Eurotiales, Aspergillaceae.